Messenger RNA from Anopheles coluzzii, 1093 nucleotides. RefSeq names its product derlin-2 (gene Der-2). Lineage: Eukaryota; Metazoa; Arthropoda; Insecta; Diptera; Culicidae. Gene Ontology annotation, cellular component: Hrd1p ubiquitin ligase ERAD-L complex; endoplasmic reticulum membrane. The record is from RefSeq and is a predicted model, not a curated record. Gene Ontology annotation, biological process: endoplasmic reticulum unfolded protein response. The transcript has 7 exons. The coding region runs from base 291 to 998 and encodes 235 amino acids. Gene Ontology annotation, molecular function: misfolded protein binding; ubiquitin-specific protease binding.
UGCGCGGUGUGCGGGGAACGCAAGCAAAACAUAAACGUCAUCGCGGGCACCGUCGCCCGACCGUCGAGCUGGUGAUUGGUACACGACAGAGCUAAGCCGCGAGUCCGAACAGUAUCAUGUACCAGGGGAGCUUAUUUUGAUUUCGCACACAGUUUCCCCGACCCAUGUAACGCCAACGUCCAGCGAGCGGAGUCCAAGCAGACAGCCACCGACUCUUCAACAGCCGUUUUCCGUGGUGCCCGCCGCAACACACCCUUUCUGGUCGAGCGCGCGCACGUUGAGGAUGUACAAUGGCAUACCAAACGAUACGGCAAGAAUAUCUCCAGAUACCGAUAGUGACACGGGUGUACUCGACGGCCUGCAUCAUCACGACCCUGUCGGUGCAUCUCGACAUCGUAACGCCCUUUCAGCUGUACUUUAACCCAAAGCUCAUCUUCGAACACUACCAGCUAUGGCGCAUCUGCACCACGUUCCUGUUCUUCGGCACCUUUGGGUUCAACUUUCUGUUCAACAUGAUCUUCACAUUUCGGUAUUGCCGUAUGCUGGAGGAAAAUUCGUUCCGCGGGAGAAGCUCCGACUUUGUAAUGAUGUUUCUGUUCGGCGGCACCGUGUUGGUGAUUUGUGCGUUGUUUGUUAAUUUACUUUUCUUAGGGCAAGCUUUUACCAUAAUGCUGGUGUACGUCUGGUCACGGCGGAAUCCGUUCGUGCGAAUGAACUUUUUCGGCGUGCUAAACUUUCAGGCACCUUACCUACCAUGGGUACUGCUCGGGUUUUCCGUGCUAAUAGGCAACACGAUCUGGGUGGACUUGAUUGGUAUCGUGGUAGGCCACACGUACUACUUCCUCGAGGAUGUGCUACCAAAUCAGCCGGGAGGCUUGAAGCUGCUUAAAACACCUCGAAUCCUCAAACUAUUGUUUGACGAGGUGGCAGAGGAUCCAAACUACGUAGCGCUGCCCGAGGAUCAGCCGGGCGGUUUUAACUGGAGGCGAAAUAACUAAAGCGCCGCAACCACGCAGCGGCAGUGUUUUAGUAGUACUGCAAGCAAGUAAAUAAACGUGUCGGGUUUACGUGCAAGACUAUUGCGCCAAUGCUA